UUGGUCUCAAUGAUAUUGAUGAGAACUCUUAGAAAUGAUUAUGCAAAAUAUGCACGAGAAGAUGAUGAUCUGGAGACUCUGGAAAGAGAUGUAAGUGAGGAAUCAGGUUGGAAACUUGUCCAUGGGGAUGUUUUUCGGCCUCCACACAACUUGGUUCUACUAUCAGCACUUGUUGGCACAGGUGCUCAACUUGCAAUGCUUGUUCUCCUUGUCAUCUUAUUGGCGAUCAUUGGGAUGCUCUAUGUUGGUCGUGGAGCAAUUGUGACAACUUUCAUAGUAUGUUAUGCUCUUACAUCGUUCAUUUCGGGCUAUGUGAGUGGUGGACUCUACUCCCGCAAUGGUGGUAAAAACUGGAUAAAGUCGAUGAUUCUCACAGCAUCUCUUUUCCCAUUUAUGUGCUUUGGCAUUGGUUUCAUACUAAACACAAUUGCCAUAUUCUAUGGAUCCCUAGCAGCUAUUCCUUUUGGCACAAUGGUUGUUGUGUUUGUAAUUUGGGCUUUCAUCUCUUUCCCUCUUGCACUUCUUGGUACUGUUGUUGGAAGGAACUGGAGUGGUGCUCCAAACAAUCCUUGCCGUGUGAAGACCAUUCCACGUCCUAUCCCUGAGAAGAAAUGGUAUCUUACACCUUCUGUUGUCUCUCUAAUGGGAGGUCUUCUUCCAUUUGGCAGCAUCUUCAUUGAGAUGUAUUUUGUAUUCACAUCCUUCUGGAAUUACAAGGUAAAUGUUAUAUCUACCUUUCUUUAUGAAUAUGAAUAUUGGGGAUCAUUUUCAUGAAAAUUUCUAGCACUU
Messenger RNA from Nelumbo nucifera (sacred lotus), 789 nucleotides. The record is from RefSeq and is a predicted model, not a curated record. NCBI's taxonomy places the organism in Eukaryota, Viridiplantae, Streptophyta, Magnoliopsida, Proteales, Nelumbonaceae.